This is a messenger RNA of Solanum dulcamara, 837 nucleotides long. RefSeq lists its product as uncharacterized. The record is from RefSeq and is a predicted model, not a curated record. The coding region runs from base 92 to 661 and encodes 189 amino acids. Lineage: Eukaryota; Viridiplantae; Streptophyta; Magnoliopsida; Solanales; Solanaceae. The transcript is spliced from 2 exons.
UUUGUGCAUAUUACUUACAUACAUAAAUUAAAAUUUCAUAGGGGAAGAAUUUAUAGUCCAUAAUUUUUAAUAAGAGAAAUGAUACACAAAUAUGACAAUCAACAGAGGAGGAGGAGCCACUGAGUGCUGCAUGUGUGGAGAUUAUGGUUUAUCUUCUGAGCUUUUCAAAUGCAAAAUUUGCCAAUUUAGAUCUCAACACAGCUAUUGUAGCAAUCUGUAUCCAAAAGCUGAGUCUUAUAGAAUUUGCAAUUGGUGCUUGAGUCCAAAAGAUGUUUCUGGAGAAAAAACACAAAAUUCUUCAAAUUCAUCAUCAUCGUGUAGAAAUACUACAAGUGAUCAUAAUAUUGAAGAUGGUCCAAAGUUGAAGAAAAAAUUGAUCAUUAGAAAUGGAAAUAAUGAUAUUAUUGGAAGAACAAGUCCAAAGGAGAAAGUAAAGGGUUCUAAUUGUAAUUUGAAGGUUCAAGUUAUCAAGAAAAAUCCCAUCAAAUUACAAAAGUCUCCCUUAUUGGCUGCUAGAAAAAGGGUAACAAUUGAUGAUGUGAAUAUUGAGGAAAACAAAAGGAGGACAAAAUCAGAGGAAAUGUCAAAUAGAGGGAUUACAAGAAAGGUACUUAAAAAUAGGGUAAGGAGAUAUAAGCUCUUGGAUGAAGUCUCAAGCUAAUAAAUUCGUAGAUUUUUUUUUUUUUUUGGUGUGUGGUAAUUUUGGUGGUUCUGAAAUUUCACACACACAAAUUUAUGUAGGGAAAAAAAAUGGGGUUGAUUUAUUGUAACCCUUUGAUUAUAUGUGAUUGAGACAUUUACAAUGUAAAAAUAGAGUUAGUGAAGUACUCUUGUCAA